This is a messenger RNA of Ixodes scapularis (black-legged tick), 574 nucleotides long. RefSeq lists its product as uncharacterized. Lineage: Eukaryota; Metazoa; Arthropoda; Arachnida; Ixodida; Ixodidae. The record is from RefSeq and is a predicted model, not a curated record. The transcript has 4 exons. Bases 80 to 424 code for a protein of 114 amino acids.
CGUCUACUUAAGGGACAGCGCGGCCCGACCUGUCCAGCAUUCGCUCGGGGGAAACCGAUCCAAGCAAAAGUGUAACAUUAUGUGCUUCAAACCUGCGAUGCCUUUUCUUCUCAUCAUGCUAGCCCUCUUGGUAGCAUGCACGCAGUGCGCUGCAUUUGGUGAUUCGAUGGAGGAAGGCUUGCGAGACAAGAAAAUAUUCACAAUACUUCGGCGAAACAAUAGCUGCAAAAUGUACGGCCAUUCCUGCCUAGGAGGCCACGGCAAGCGGUCCGAGGAAGGUACCGUGUCCUCUGACGUGAUGCAGAUGCUGAGGAAAUCAGCGGCAGAGGACGACGCCGGUGCAAUGCUGGCCCAGGCGAGGCUUGAUAGACCCGCCCUGCUGGAGAAGACGCUUCUUCAGAUUCUCCGCAACCGACUUCAGUGAACGAGAGCCGUCCACAUGUGACACUCGAUACCCAAUUCCCUGAAAAAAAGAGACAAGUUCGGCGGUUAUUUUGCCGUUUGAGGCUACAUUUGUUAUCAGCAAAUGCUUGUGGCACCGCCCAAUGAAAUAAUAAACGCGUUUGCAUGACAU